This is a messenger RNA of Rhinolophus ferrumequinum (greater horseshoe bat), 754 nucleotides long. It is a transcript of the gene C14H8orf89, whose product is annotated as chromosome 14 C8orf89 homolog. The transcript has 6 exons. NCBI's taxonomy places the organism in Eukaryota, Metazoa, Chordata, Mammalia, Chiroptera, Rhinolophidae. The coding region runs from base 194 to 754 and encodes 186 amino acids. The record is from RefSeq and is a predicted model, not a curated record.
GUUCUCGUGCACUUGGAGGGGACCUGGCGGGAGGCCGGGAAUGACGACCGGACUCAGGCUGCGGGUUUGGAUCGGGGCAGGAACCGACAGAUGGUGGUGAACCCAGGGGGAGGACCCCUCGCCAGGUCUCCACCUUCCCGCACUCCUGCCGUUCAGCAUCUCACUCUCAUCAGCACUGUUGAAAGAAGGAAAAAUGCCGGUGCUAUCUCCUGAAAUCAAAUUUGAGACUUCUUAUGUCACCAGAAAUUCCCUUGACGGCUGUUUUCUUUUUGAGAGUCUUUGGAGGAAAGCAGUUUUAGAAACACAAAAGAUGAGGAAAGACUACACGACAGCAUUUGGUCUGGAAGAGCUCAAAAAACGUGUCAAAAUGCCAUAUAUACCAGGACUGCAAAGUUGCCAAAACAGUGUGAGUUCAUCUGCCCUGGCGGUUCGUGGUAGACUGCUGGGUGCUGAUACCGAGAUGCUUCGAGCCAGUGAGAACACGUUGAGUUGCCUACAAGUGUUUUGUUCUCCUUUGCAUAUUACCCAGGAGGAAAGCAGGCAAAGCAGGAUGAAGAAGAUUAAGGAGACAUGCUCUGUGGUACCACGCCAUGAGAAAUCAGAAGGUUCUGGCUUCAGCGAUCCUCUCAACGGAGCACCAUCUGAAUACUUACAAAGACUUUCCCAAAUGGCCAUACUGGAGUAUAAUACCAUUCGUCAAGAAACAACCAGAAAAUCAAGAAAGGGUAAGAAACAAGAGCUACGUGACUGCUAA